UGAGCGCCCCACAUGUCGGUGCGGGGUGGGGGUGCCCUGGGAGCCCCUCGGGCCCUCUCAGCUCUCAACUCUGUACAGUUCUCUCGCACACAUAGCACACAGCUGGGACAGGGAGUGGGAAAGCACCCGGCACCUUGCACGGAGCUGUGAAGGAAGCUGAGGUGGGGAAGACUUGCCUUCCCGGGUGAACCAGGGCUGGCGGCAAGUGGGAUAUGAGUCUACCAGCAUCCGCUGGCCUCCGCGCACAGCAUCAGCACCUCAGCGAGCCUCGGAGGGGGGACUCUAGAGAGUUCUCUCUCCUUCCUUCCUUCCUUCCUCCCCUCCCUUAGUCCCUCCCUCCUUUCCUGGUCUUGCCUCCCUGUUUCCAUGACAACUCCGAGGGAGCCUAAACUGGGGGCUUGAAUGCCAGGACCCAGACCCCGGCGGCGCCGGCCGGGGCCCCCGACUCCCGCUGCAGGGACCCGGUCCCGGGGGGACUGCAAGCAUGUCAGCGGAAAAGUCAGGCCUCCCGGACUCCGUCCCUCACACUUCGCCGCCGCCCUACAAUGCCCCCCAGCCCCCGGCCGAAGCGCCCGCCCCGCCCCCACAAGCCGCCCCCUCCUCGCACCAGCACCACCAGCACCACCACCACCAGGCCGGCACCGCCACGCUCCCGCGCCUCGGGGCAGGCGGCCUGGCCUCCUCCGCGGCCACGGCCCAGCGCGGCCCCUCGUCCUCCGCCACGCUCCCGAGGCCCCCCCACCACGCCACGCCCGGCCCGGCCGCCGGGGCGCCCCCACCCGGUUGCGCCACCCUGCCCCGAAUGCCCCCCGACCCGUACCUGCAGGAGACCCGCUUCGAGGGCGCCCUCCCCCCGCCGCCCGCCUCGGCCGCCCCGCCGCCGCCUGCGCCCGCCUCGGCCACCCAGGCUCCGGGCUUCGUGGUGCCCACGCACGCGGGGGCGCUGGGCACGCUGCCGCUGGGGGGCUACGUGGCGCCCGGAUAUCCCCUGCAGCUGCAACCCUGCACAGCCUACGUGCCGGUCUACCCGGUGGGCACGCCCUACGCAGGCGGGACCCCGGGGGGCACUGGGGUGACCUCCACUCUGCCCCCGCCGCCCCAGGGCCCGGGGCUGGCCCUGCUGGAGCCGAGGCGCCCGCCGCACGACUACAUGCCCAUCGCAGUGCUGACCACCAUCUGCUGCUUCUGGCCCACGGGGAUCAUCGCCAUCUUCAAGGCGGUGCAGGUGCGCACAGCCCUGGCCCGCGGGGACAUGGUGUCCGCCGAGAUCGCGUCACGCGAGGCCCGGAACUUCUCCUUCAUCUCCCUGGCCGUGGGCAUCGCAGCCAUGGUGCUCUGUACCAUCCUCACCGUCGUCAUCAUCAUCGCCGCGCAGCACCACGAGAACUACUGGGAUCCCUGAAGACGCCGCGGCCCGGCCUGCUGUGCGCCCCGCCGCGGGCCCCGCGGGCUCGGGACUCCAGGCAUCCUCGACUCCGCCUCCACGGAGCCUCUCGCCUGGCGAGCGCGCUCCAAUUCGGCUCCUCAGGAACCCCUGCAAAACCCGCACGCGCAGGGACCCCGCCUGCUGGGGCCCCCGCCACGCGCCGGGGCCUGGGUCGCCCCAGUUCCCAGCCCUCCUCCCCAAGCGCAUCGCCCCCCCGCCCAGCUCCCGAGGUCUCGGCGCUCGGCCUGGACUCGGGUCCCGAAGCCCCGCCUCCUUCACAGGCCCCGCCCACUAAGACUAACCCAUCCCCGCCUCCGGGCCAGCAGGCUCCGCCCUCCUCGCCUGCAGGGUGAGUUCGAGCCGCGCCCCUCGCUCCCACCUAUUUUUGCUAGUACCAGUUUCGCCCUCCUCCACCUGGGUCUCCGCCUAUUUUCUUGCUAAUUCCAGAACUUCUCUUUUUGUUGUUUUUGGAAGGAAACUUGGAAGGUCUCUGCUUUAGGACCUGAGAUAAGAAAGGCGGCCCCUACUCUGUAAAUAGCCCUCCCACCGCCUGGCAGAGGGAAGCCAGGAUGAGCACCUCCCGGGCCCGCUAACCCUCCGUCCCCGCCUUGUUCCGGUCUGUGUGGUGUGUGAACCUCCGAAAGAGGACAUUAAAGAGCCUUAGUGGAUU
Molecule: messenger RNA, 2096 nt
Organism: Heterocephalus glaber (naked mole-rat)
Lineage: Eukaryota; Metazoa; Chordata; Mammalia; Rodentia; Bathyergidae
Gene: Prrt1
Product: proline rich transmembrane protein 1
Cellular component (GO): membrane
Source: RefSeq, a predicted model, not a curated record